AUGUCUCAAGAGUGGGUUCAGUUUGAUGAGGUUAUCGACCUGACCCAGGAUUGCAUUUCCCGGGAAGUAUCUGUCCGGAGUAUUGAAACAAGUACAGCUGACGAGAUUGAGACUGUAUUCAUGGAUUUGAGAUUUCUGUGCACAUUCAUCGGCUACUUUGACCUCUGGCGCCGUCAUGCGCCGUCGUCAUCAUUCUUCCUUGUUGAUCAGAUGGAUUGGGUGUUUGAAGAAGCUAAAGCUGUUGCAAAAGAAAUACAAAAUCAUCUUCAGCAUGCUGUAAUUGAAAGAUUCGAUGAUGGUGGUCCUCAUCUACAAGCCAAGUUUUGGAAAUAUCUACAUAACAAGUUGAAUUCCCUAUUGGUUAAGUUGGAGAUUAAUCCUAAGGAUGUCUCUCUGACUUUGGACUGCCAAUUGGUUCGCUGUGUCAACCCUUUGAAGGAAAAGAUUGCAGCUUUGAGGCCACGAAUCAGCUGUGUUUAUCAAGGAUUAUCUUUGUACCACCUUCAGCCUGAAGAAACCACAUCCAAUUAUGACUGGAACUUUUUCCGGUUAAGGCUACAGAUGAAUAUCGAAGAUUUGAAGUACAUGGCUGAAGAUGCUGAUUCCGCGUGCAAAGCCUUGACACGGAGUCUGAAUUCCAUGGAUUGGCUUCUCACAACAACAAGUUGCAGUGGCAAUUAUUACCGAUGCUGGUCUCCUUGGAAGGAGAAGAUGAUGACCCAUCAGUUUGUAAGUAUGAUCCUCCAUGUUGCUCAUUUUUAUUGUCUUUGUUGGUUGAAUCCAUCAGAUUUUUCAUACACAUGUGUCUGCUUGGAGAGUUUGCACAAUGAAAUGGUUAUACCAACUCCAGAGUUCCUUGACAUAAUUCUUGGAUCCUUAACACAAUGUGACAAUCAGAAAAGAUUUCUAUCGUCUUUUGUUGAUUAUAUUGUUGGUAUCAAAGCAUCAUUUCAAUUUCUUCGUGAAGAAUUGUUCUCAUUAUUUACCUGCUUUAUCAAAAUCUCGGAGUUGAAGACUAUGGAGGAGGAUGUGCAUAAGAUUCUGUUAGUUGGUAUUAGAGAUAUUAUUGUGGAGGCUGGACCUCUAAAAUCUAAGAAGACAAGAGCAGGUAGAACUCACUAUGCAAUUUUGUUGGCUAAGAUUUGGUUUCUUAAGGCUGAGUUUUUCAUCAAAAGUAGCGGUAUUGCCCUCGCGCUUUCAAAGGACAACCAUGUCCAGUCCCUAUGCGAAGGGUGUAGAUUUCUCCAGCAAGUGCCUACCUGUUUUCAGCGGCAAAGGGAGUCUCCAAUUUUUAAGGUCAUUGAAGGAGUUCCUGAUCAGGUGAAUUCUCUAUAUCAGCUUUCUCCUGGAGAGAUGGAGGACAAUUUGGUGCAUGUCAAGGUUAGCAUUUUCCUUUUAAAGUGUCUUGUACUCAUGAUGCUAAUAAAAGCAAAUGCACUUUUGUUGGAUUCAUUGGAGGGGGAUGCAAGUCUUCAGAUGCUCUGGCUUCCCUUGAAGGACAGAUUUAAAACUCUUCAAAGUGGACUCCUUUUCUUGAUAGAAGUAGUGUCUAAGAAGAUUGUGGAGAAUAUCGAGGAUGAGAAGCCGAUGUUGACAGAUAUUAAAGCAGUGGCUACGGGACACAGCAUCGAGAAACAUGAAGGUGAUGAUAUUCAUAUGCGGCUUGUAGACACGGCGUAUCAGACGGACCAUGCCAUCAGCUCAGUGUUGAAUGAAAGUAAGGAUGGGUGGCAGAACUUUUUAUGGCUGGAUUAUUUGUUGGGAGAGAUUAGGCACAUUAAGAUGCAACUUGCAGAUUCUGAUGGGAACAACACUUACUGUGAUGGAGUUCAUGAUGUAGUGCGUGAUUUGUGCCUGUUGAGAGCUGCAGAUGCCAAUUUUUUAAAGCCAAUAUCAAUUGAUGAUGAACCAUAUUCUUCUUUUAAUAGUAUAGACCAUAAUUUUCCACUUGAGCUUUUAAUCACUUCAAAUGAGAGAACGUAUGAGGAGAAUCGACUUUGUUUUCGUGUAAAUCGAGAACAUUUUGUUGUAUCAAGGCCCUCUGGUCCAUUUGUCAGGUCUCUAUUAUUCUUUCCGACUGCUGAUAUGUACCCAAGGCGCCCCUAUGAUCUCUCAUUCAUUCCUAUCAACUUUAGAAGUCUUAGAGUCUUGGAUUUGGAAUCCAUUAAUAUGGGAGCUUCCUUUGCUGAUGGGAUACAACCGCUGGUUGAUUUAAGGUAUUUAGCUGUUUGUGGUGAUAUGGAGUCUGUCCCAUCAUCUUUAUCCAAUCUAGAGAAUUUAGAAACUUUACUUGUGAAGAGUCUCAAGAGUAAGGUGAUGUUACCAGAAACCAUAUGGAGCAUGAGGAAGCUGAGACAUAUAUGUGUAACUAACUGUGCUGUCUUCACUUGGGGCUUGAUCAAAGAUGAGAUGCAUAGCUUGGUAUCACUUUCAUUUCCAUGUUUCACCUGCGGGAAGGUAACCGAUGAGAUGAUAAUGAGGUUCCCCAAUCUUCGAAAGUUGAGGUGCAUUGUAUUGAAACCUAGAGAUAUUUCUGUAGGUUUCUUUCCCUUUCCUUCAUUCCGGUCACUAUGCAAGUUGGAGUCACUGAAUAUAUCAUACUAUGGUCAGGUUCUAAAUGCUGUUGAAUUGAACUUCCCUUCCAGUGUAAAGAAGUUGACAUUAUCAAACUUCCGCCUGCCCCGGAGUCAUAUUUCAUUGAUUGGGAGAUUGCCUAAGCUGGAGGUCCUCAAAUUAAAAUCUAAAGCAUUCGAAUUUGAAGGUUCAAGUUGGACCAUGGAAGAAGGGGAGUUUCUCAAUCUUAAAUACUUAAAAUUAGACACAUUAGACAUUGUCCUUUGGGAUGCCUCCUCUGACAACUUGCCCAGGCUUCAGCAGCUCAUUGUGCGAAAGUGCAUGCAGCUGGAGGAGAUUCCUUUUGAUUUUGUCAAUAUCUCAACAUUGGUGAAAAUUGAAGUUCAACAAUGUGGGAUGUCUGUUGAAGAGUCGGUAAAAAGGAUCGGAGAGGAAGAAAUUGAGGGGCUCCAAAUUGUUAUCAAUAACUCACAUUCAGGCCUACAAGGUUGAAAUUUGUAAACUUCAGGGCAGAGUAAAGGUUUGCUUCAGAGUGGCUUCCAUAAUCUGUGCUUUUUACUGGGCUUGAGCAACAUGAGAGAGAGCACAAAAAUAAAAUGGAGGUCGAAAUUUCUUGCAAGGAUUGAUGGAUUCUCUUCUGUCAAAUAGUUGGCCUCUUGGGCAUUCAAAUAGGCUUAACUCGGGGAUUCAUAUAAGUUUCAGUCAUCUCCUACUAUUGUCCCAU
This is a messenger RNA of Oldenlandia corymbosa var. corymbosa, 3298 nucleotides long. NCBI's taxonomy places the organism in Eukaryota, Viridiplantae, Streptophyta, Magnoliopsida, Gentianales, Rubiaceae. The record is from the annotation of a GenBank genome assembly.